Neurospora tetrasperma FGSC 2508 is the source of this 1564-nucleotide messenger RNA. RefSeq lists its product as uncharacterized. The transcript has a single exon. The coding region runs from base 155 to 1564 and encodes 469 amino acids. Lineage: Eukaryota; Fungi; Ascomycota; Sordariomycetes; Sordariales; Sordariaceae. The record is from RefSeq and is a predicted model, not a curated record.
CUCCCGUCCGUCUACUGUUUCACUGCCCAUUGACAGUACCGGCCGGGCGACUCGACCUUUAGUUCUUUUGCUUGCGACGAGACCCGACAUCUCGCCACUCCAACCCAUCCAGCUGGGUCGGCAGCUUCCCAUUCAACACCAUAUUCGACAAACCAUGUUUGAUCCCAACUACUCGAUGGAGGAUCAAGGGCAGCCAGUUGCCGCUGAGCAGCCGACUAACACACGCGAUGAUGAUAAUCACACAGCCCCCGAUGUCGAUGGCUUCCUUCUAGACGGAAUCCCAAUCGGCCAUCAUGUGAGGAUGCAAGAGCAAUUACGCAGCCAGCAACGCAACUAUGUACGGCGUCACCACGUUGCACGGCGACGACAACGACCGCCGUCGCACCACAAGGUUCAGAAACGACCUUCAUUAACCUCGACCCCAUCGACAUCGUGGUCCAUGACAAGCGCGGCAAGAACAACAUCAGCGACGUCAACAGCUUCAGCACCUGCAUCCACAUCCGCAUCCGCAUCUGCAUCCACAGCAGCUCCAGUGCCUUCGUUCCAACCUUCGCCGCUAGCGACAGAACCGGCUCCACAAUCCGCAUCUCCAUCUGCUCGGCAUGUCGUCGACAAGCUGGCACACGAGCUCAGCGUCCAAAACCUGCAACGGGAGGCUCUUCAACUGGAGGCCAAAUCCUUUGUGCAACAGCAACAGCAGCAACAACCGUCCCAGGAGCAGGAGCAGCAGCAGCAGGAGCCCUUGUCACCGCCGACUGCCAUGUCGCUGGUACCCGAUCCCGCUACCACCACUACUGCCGAUCAUCAAUCCUGGGCGGGAAUCGGCAGCCUUGAGGUGGAUGACGGGAUUGAAAUGGAUGAUGCAUUCGAACUCGAAGACGCGAACCUUCAAUCUCUACUUCCCCCUUCCUUCCGCAAGAAUGAUUACUCUUCCAGUGCCACAUCCUCGAUACCAAAUGCGUCGUCAUCGUCGUCAGGAAACACACUGGAGAGUAGGCGACAGCGACCCGAAAAGAGGCAAUCAGAACAUAAAGCCCAUACACAAUCGCGGAGCAUUCAGGCCCUGGUGGAGGAAAAGGUCGAAACUGGUACCCAGUGUAACGUUCGAAGUGCUCCUCUUCCAACGCCUUCAGCACCCGUUCUAUCGAAACUAGACGACUUGAACGUUGACCACGGUUUUGAUUUUGCAUCAAUGGAGUUGGAGGUCGACGAGCGCUACCGUGACGGAACCGUUGAUGUGUUGGAGGAAGAACGGGCACUGCUCGAGUCGAUACAAGUACGGCGCGCCGGUAGUGGGUCGGCGGGUAUCCGGAAACACAUGGUCGAGGGGAGUCUCCCUCUCCAUUACCAGUUGUCGGCCGAGGCAGCCAUGCGAUGCGCAACCGUGGUACGGAGUCGGCCCCGAAUGCGCAGGCGGAAAGAGCACGGAACAGGCAGUGUGACCUCGUCGGUUGCGUACUCGACCAACUCGUCUCCCAUGGCACAGCCUGUACAACCCUCGGAACAACUGCCAUCACGAUACGUGCCAGCGAUACCAUCAUCGUCAUAUCGCACGCCGCCAUGA